UUGAUUUUUAAAAAUUUUGUAGAAAUUAGUGCAUUGCGUCAUCGACCACGUGGAAUUGGUCUAGUGAAACUGCCGUUUGGAGUGUCUGAUCACCGAUCAGGACCAGCAUUUCCAAAUCUUUACAUAGCUGGCAAUAAACUUUAUCACAAAUUAAGCUAUAUCAAUAUUUUAAUUUCAGUUCAAUCUGUACCAGAUGUAUCUCUUCCUGGACAAAAUAAACACUUCAGUGGAAGUGCUCAGUUCAAUCCUUUCACUCAGAUUAUCGGUUUUGCACAUAACAACGAUAUUGGUGAUUCUUGGGGUUCAGGGUUUGCUAUGCAUGGCAUCAACUUCCAAGAUCAUGACGUACGACGCAAUUACAAAGCACUCGCUGACUUACCUAAAAUUGAAACAGAUGGGAUGUACCAGCCAUUUGGUAUGGCGUUUUUAGUAGGAGCCGAAGUAGACUUCAUCAAAUUUCGUAGUCAUGCAGUAGCACUUGAUAUUCCUUUACUUGGAUUAAAUGAAAUUGAUGAUAUUGUGAGCAUUAAAAAGUUACGUUUGCAGAUGUUUGACUUCGAAACAGAAAUAUUAGAAAAAUUAGAUCGAGAAUUUGAGGAAGAGGAAGUAGAAGAAGGUCAUGGCGAGCAUAAAGGACACCAUGAAGAUAAAAAUCAGAAGGAGAUUGAAUUCGUAACUAAAGAAGUAGUUGAUGUACAUCACUCUCGAAUUAGUCUCCCUAUCCCGUCUAGCGAUGAACGAUUCCCAUUUAAACAACACUUUUUUGAUCGUUUCAACGACGUUCAAAUUAAUUAUGGUCAAGUGCUGCCUCACAUUAAUUACGCCAACAUUGAUCACCGUGAUAUUAUAGAUAGGUUGCUGCAGAAUAGAGCAAAUCCUACGCUUAUUGGUUAA
Messenger RNA from Thelazia callipaeda (thelaziosis nematode), 894 nucleotides. NCBI's taxonomy places the organism in Eukaryota, Metazoa, Nematoda, Chromadorea, Rhabditida, Thelaziidae. The record is from the annotation of a GenBank genome assembly.